This is a messenger RNA of Alligator mississippiensis (American alligator), 6424 nucleotides long. RefSeq names its product CFAP20 domain containing (gene CFAP20DC). The transcript is spliced from 17 exons. The record is from RefSeq and is a predicted model, not a curated record. The coding region runs from base 180 to 2438 and encodes 752 amino acids. Lineage: Eukaryota; Metazoa; Chordata; Crocodylia; Alligatoridae.
UCCCCCGCCGCCAUGUUGGAUGCUGCUGUGCCCCCUCAGGUGAAGCCAGGCACAUCCAUAACUCGGCGCUCCCCCGCCGCGCAUGUUGGAUGCUGCUGUGCCCUCAGCAACAUCGUUAAGUGUCUCAUUGCUUCCUUGAGCUGCUGAAAUUAUUUUCCAGCUGUGAAACAUCUGCAAGAAUGUUCAAAAAUGAAUAUCAGGGUGGCCCGUUUGUUGAAAUAUUCAGUGCACAAGGCAAGAAUCCAGGAGCAAAAUGGAAGAUCUUUGGCAGCCCAUCAGCAAUUUGGAAAGAGUUUGAUAAGGAGGUCAAAGGCUUUAUCUUUGUACUUGAGGGAAGCAGUCAAACCAACAAGAUGCAGCUACCAAAGGAAGCGAGACAGACUCUUGGACUAAUCCAGCAGUUUCUGGUACUUCAGAUUUAUGUACCAUUGGGACAAGACUUCUCCACUGAAUUACUAGUAACUGAUUUAGGAAAUACUAAAAGAAGAUUGUAUUUAUCAACAGUCCAGAAGGAGUUGUCUAUAACUCCUCUGCAUGCAAAAAUUCCUCUUUUUAUGAUCAAGCGCAAAAUAUGGUGUAAUCUGUGUAUUGACUUAGUAGCGUUCACCAGUGAAAUAUUCAAAGGCGCUGUCUUCCAGUCUUUGGAUGGAAUCAUUAUCUCAGCUAAUUGUAAACUCAGAAAAAUCUUCACUUUAAAAUCAAAGCCUCAAGAUACAGCUGAAGGGGAUGAGAUGCAUGGUUUAUUCACAGCUAAUGAACCCACUGAUGUCAUUCCUCGAGCCUGCCAGUUAAAUCUAGAUGUGCCACAAGUUACACAGCUGCUGAACAUGACUAAACUUCGCCAACCAGAAACACGAUUUGGAAGUCAUCCCUUAACUUCAUCAGAAUCAGACCAGUUACUUAAUAGAGGACAAGGCAGUAUCCGCCACUGUAAAACUCAAGAUGUGUCACACAUUGCAUUUGGAUCCAAGGUCCUUGGACCACCUCCACCUUCUGGCAGAAGACUUAGUACCAGGGCAUCUGGAGAGAUAAAACCUGUGGGGAGCCGGAGUAAUAGAUCAUGCCAACAAUCAACUUUAGAAAAGGGAAGCGAAUUGCUACAGCAUGCUGAGCAGUCUGAACUGUCACCCUCGCCAUGCUCCGAGCCUUUAGACCAGGGAGACAAAGAAAACAUUCACCAAACAAAUCAAACGGCAAGUCAAAACGCAGAUCGUCACACCGUGAAGCUCCAUCUACCCCAAGAAUCAUUACCAGACAGGACCAUUCAUAGAAGAUACUGGUUAAAAAAUACUGGCAAAACCCCCCCUGAGAUAAUCAAUGAUGAAUGGUUAUUUCCUGGAAGCCGCAGUGAACGUUCUCACUUGGAUCCCAGUGGGCAGUUGACUCAAUGUGCAACCUACAGGAACUUAGUCGUGCCAUUGAACAGAGAUGUUGAAGGUGAAAGCAAGCAAACAGGCGAACAGCAAAUCAGCCAUAAACAGAUUUUCACAUUUUCAUCGAAGCCUCGAUCAGCUCCUCGUGGGAAGUCCCCGAGUAUGUCACCAGAAAGGUGUAUGUUUCCCUUGGAUGCAGAUGAGACCUGCAGUGGGCUCCGCAGAGAAGCCCAAAUGGAAGAUGACUUCUAUGGAACUGACAGCAGUGAAGAGGAUGACCUCAGUGAGUCCAUGCAGAGCCCUCAAACCAUCAAGAUCAGUCAUGGUACAUCGUUUGAUUUGCCAGUAUUAAAAGUGAUCCCGUUAAAGACGAUGUCAGGAAGUCCCGAACACCAGAAGAGUGAAGGAUGGAGCAGGUGUACCCACGUGGAAACAGUGUCCUCAAAAACAGGAGGCUUGCUUGUGAAAAAAGUAGAUGCUAAUAACACUCAGAGCAGCUUGAUGCCCACCCCCUGUCUUUCUCCAACUGGAAAUAAACCUGACUGUAAAGAAAUCCCAGAGGCCUCUGAAAAGGCUAAGGGGAGUGCAGUUGGUCAGUUAAGAGCAUCAAAUAGUAAGAAGUCCCUCAAAAAAAUCUCAAGAGAAAAUUCAACUCCGGCAACUGAGACAUCUGAAUACGACUGGAGAAAAUACCAGCCAAGUGGCCUGAGCACGUCUGAACUGCAGAUGUUGGCCAGCAUGAAGAGGCAGCAAAGUGAAGACUCUGAGGAUAACGGGGUCCCACAUGGGCUGAGCGCCUCUCAGAUCGACACUUGCAACAUCAGCAUCAGCACGAGCAGCGACGACACGACGACCUGGAACUCCGGCCUGUCACCCCCUGUCAAUCAAGGUCGUCACUACCAGAAAGAAAUGAACCCACUUUCUCAUUCCAACCCACGAGACUGGCUAAACGUGUUCAGCCCGCCCAUCAUCCCGCCGAGCCAGCAGCUAGCUGGGCACACCAACCUGCCUGCAAGUCUAGGCGCUCCAGCAUCUGAUCUUUAUUCUUCAAGAAAUACAGCGUGAUGCUCCAAGACGUGCUCCGCGAGCGCUCUCUCCUUCCUCGUCAAAAAAGGCAAGAUUUUCCUUCCUCUGCAAGAAAGUUUCUCUACUAAGUAAAUGCUGUUACCAUAUAUAUCAGUGCUUCUGAGAGACCUUAACCACCUAGUUGGGGGUAGUCCUGCUUUGAGCGGGGGGCUGGACCAGAGCUCCCGACGGCGCGGUGAUCCUUGGUGUUGGUGCCGACAGUUUCAUAGAAAACGGGAUCUUGAGAAGUGAAAGCAGCCGUGCGCAGCGUUCGCAGGUCGGAUGUACUCAGGCUGCGCGCUCACGCACAGGUAUUUUAAUUGCCGGGUCCCAGUAAAAGACAGUCUCUGACUGGACCCAUUUUUAUGUUCUUGUAUCACUUUGUGACCAAGUCAAGCCAAGGGGGAAAUAGCCCAUACCUUUUCCUCUUGUGGAUGCCGUCCUCCUGUUCAUCAGAAAGAAGCCUGUUGUUGUAGGGGAUUUGUCCGUGGUUCACACGCUCCUGUAACCUUACAGGAUUAGCUUGCCCUUUGGUACCUGGGUAGCUUUGUUAUUCAAGCCCAUCUUGAAGGCAUCUCAAGAACAUCGAGUCUGGGGGAGAGGCAUUUUACAAGUUCAUUUCUUCAAAUGUAAUGAGGAAGCCACUUUCAAAAUUGUCAAGCUUCCUUCCGAGCGAGUCCCCUUGCAGGUGUUACGGUUUUGGCUAAAGAGCACAGAUUCUGGUAAUUAGCAUUUAUUCAAGAGCAAACCCUGCUCUGCUCACAAAGCCUUUAUUUGGGCAAGGCAGCUUAGGUGGCCUUUAGUUUCGCCUGAGUGAGGAACGCAGGAUUCGGCUCUCACCGCGCUAGCCAUUCCCGUCCUAAAACGUCUCCAAGCAUUUGAGACUGUGUUUGACAGAGUAUACACACCUGUCUGCUGCCACUUUCAAACAAGAUGAGUACAGAUGCAGCAGUUAGACCUGAGCUGUCAUUCAGAUGCCAGGACAGGGCCUCGCGUGAGCACUGCCUGGUUACUGCACUCCUCGGGUCGCCCGGCAGAAGACAUGAAAGAUGUCAGACCCUGGCCAGGCCUUUAUCACGGCAUCCUUCAACUGGUGCUUUCAGCAGUGCGUUCGUGGCUUAACUUUGCCUUACUCCUUUUUCCUGGGGAGACUUCUAGACAAUGUUAAACAAGACGACAGGCAUACUGGUAUGUGAACAAACCUUUUUUCCCUGCUAAAAAAAGCACAGGCUUGGAGAGACAGAAAUUGGAGCUCGUUUAAUGGUGCACCUCUGGGUGCCACAUUAUUCAAAUAACUUCUUACUUCUCCAGAAAAGGUUAAAGGGAAUGUGUUACUCACAGGAAAAGUGAGCUACAGGCAUUUCUACUGACACUGUCCUAACCCUCUGCUUAUUAUACACAGCGCUCUGCCACAGCAGUUAUCUGCAGGAUGAUGGCUCUGAAUUUCUGUUCAGAAUAAUGUGUUCAAAUGUCACAGAAUUAGUCCAGGUGAUAACUGGCAAGCGGUUUAAAAUGAUAGGUCUCUGAAUUGUUUGUAAUUAUAGCUCCCAGUUAAUGCAUGUUCUGGAAUCAAGUGAAAAAUGUGUUUGCUAAUAGCAGUUUGGCAUAAGAUCAGAUUGUGCUUCCUCGUGCAGUUGCCUUCCUUGGCAGACACGUGCGUCCCCCACACGCUGUUGUGAUCGUGGGUGCCGGUGGUAUCCGCACGCUGCACUUACAGACCUUGUGCACUGCCGUGCAGACACUUUCCCUUUUCGUGCUAGUCCCAUGGCCAAUUCAAAAGGUUGCUUGACAUGAUAGUUUGCCCUUUAAGGCUCAUCUCCUAGGCUAUGAAAAAUCGGGCCGAUCCACAAUGUGCUGUCGUGGUUUUUGGAACUGGACAGUUUCUAUUCCCCGUUACUGCCCCGGGUCUCCCCAUCUCAGAGGUGCGGUCUGCUGUUGCAGGGCAGCGCCGAGUCCAGACUGCCUCCUGGUUCCUGGGUGUCUUUGAACGGUGACUUCCUUGGACAAAAGCAGUUGGUUGCACAAACGUGUGUUGGGAGAGUCGAAAUCUCCAGCGGACCAGCAGAUAGACCAGUCUUGUACCAUGCAUCUCUGCCUGGGGGAAACGCUGAUGCGCUGAUAGGGCUUUUCGAACUGCCUCUUGAGAACGAUGGUGACUCUAGCACCGCAGCACAGUGACUAGCACGAGUCCUCACCUGGGUGGAAAAAUUGAAGUUCUUUAUUUCAGCUUGUAUAAAUAGCAACAGCUCCUUCCCCACGUCCCUGUCAAACUGGUUGUGAAGUAGAAAGCCACUUAUCGAGCAUUUAGAUCACUUGAAGUGUUCGAAAUACCCCUUUGAAAAGAGAUGCUAUUUCCCAGCGACAGGCUGCAGCACGGGAGAGCUCUGCACAGGGUUUCCAUCGCUUGCGAACGCUGCUCCUUUGUGUAGUAACGCUUCUCCGAGUCGGGAGCCUGCAUCUUCCAAACGGAGCGUGCCGUGGUUUUCUCCUUUUCCCUUCCUUGUUCAGCAGCAAGUCCUCUGCCCCGCCAUGUUGUUUCAAUAGGCAUUUAUUUUAAAUCAAACCAUCUCGCUUUCACUACUAAAAAACACAGGCAUUACUGAGUAGCAGGGAGGUCUCUUGGGAUCAUUAAUUUAGGCUGAUCGCCUUUGUGAAAAGCCGCAUGUCUUUGACAUCUUGUAGGUCCGGUGUCAUGAUAACAUGAACAACUGCAACAAGUCCACAAGCAACUGAGGCUCUGCUACAACUAAAGGGUCUUUGGUCACUGAGACUCCUCCAUCAUCACUCCGUGAGCCCAGGACGAAGCAUUUCGAAGGUGAAGCCCAGGAUAGCCUCUUGGUCUGCCAAUUUGUCAAAGUCAUCGUUUAUGCUGAAAACGGCAAGUCUAAAGGAAGCGCACCGAUUUCCUCCUAGCACUUACGUGCGGCACUGACUUGUGGUUCACCAGACUCACCUCGUUCCCAGGAGUGUGGCCUUUCAAGCAUGUAUAAACCUGGGCUCAGACCAGCAAACUGUUUGCAGAGUCCCCGUGUCGGACAGGAUCCCAGAGCACCGAGCAGUGCGAGGAAUGCAAUCAGUUUUCAUAAGCCUGCGCGAACGCUCCCGAGCCCUGCUGCGAAGACGCAGAAGUCAGCGCUAGCUCGGUGGGUGCUGCCUGGAGUCAGCACACCUCCAGGGAAGGCCAUCAAUCACAGACCUCUCUGCACGCGCACAUCCAGCAAGAGACACUCCUCGGCUCACUUCUAGUUGUAAGGGGCAGCAGACCGCCCCUUGUCAGCUGGAUUUUGAAUACUGUGGGGUUUUUCUUCAAACCUUGAACUCAGUCAGGCCCCAGCGUGUCCUCAUGGGCCCUUCCCCUGAGGUUUGCUGUUUGCCUAGUUGAAAAUGUUCCCUACAUUACAUAGGACAGCCCAAUCCAUUUCUGAUGUACCCUCCUUCUUCCCUUUGCUCUUAGACCCCAGCUGUCUUUUCCAAGGCCCCAAGGAAGGUGCUAAAUUGAAUCCUGAUGUGCCCGAGAGUCCCAAAGGAGCUCACUGCUGUCUCUGGGACACCUGCCCAACCGCCACGCUGAGCUCCCCGUGGAAACUGAGUAACAGGUAUGGGCUGUCGAACGCAGGUUCGACACUGCCGCCCACUGAACAGCCCCUGGGCGAACGUGCAGGACGUUGGUCCCGAACAGGCGCAGAGCUGGAGCCCACCAGCUGCCUCCACGGCCACAGGGACCAGGUGCUGGCGCUCCACUACCGGCACAGCUCCGCUCGGGCCAUGGCCAUCCAGCCACCGUGUCAGAGAGACGACCGCCAAGGUUUUGUGCCCCGAGACAUACUUUUGAAACCUGUUUUGGUUAAUAAUUGUCCUGAGCACUGCAAGAACCUUCUCCAUCGUCUCUCAUUAUAUAAUGAGGCUUACGGGGAGACGGGGGCAUGUAAGCAGUGACCUACAUGUGCAAUACAUAUCUAUAAUAAUAAAACCAAUCUGUCUUUGUU